CGUCAAGCAGUAGAGAAAAUAAACAAACAAAUUGAGUGAUUCUAAACAUACUAAAAAAAAAGUUUAUUUUAUGUUUUAAUUAUUAAUUUAUUGGUAGUAAUUUGCCGAUUAUUCAUUUAUUAUCUUAGUAAUGAUUGGUGCUUCGAAAGAGCUUAAUUAACAUCCCAAUAGAGCUCCAACAAACUUUGUAGUAUUUUGGAGUUUCCAGAAGAAAGUGACUAUGGCUGAGCUAAGUUUACCUAUUAAUUUAGCCUUAGAUAGUCAAAGGAUCAUCCAGGUACCAAUAGCAAGUAAUACAACUGUUGAAGAUGUUUGUAUUUAUAUCUGCAAGAAAUUGGAAAUAGGGACUUUGGCCCGCCAUUUAUUUGCUAUAAGAACGAGCAAAAACCUUUUUUUAAGACCAAAUGAUACUUUUGAGCCGGAAAUUAGGCCAGGACGGAUAAAAUUUGGUACCUACGAGUUUAGGAUAAGGUUUAAAAUGGCCCGUAUAGAAAAGCUAAAAAAGCUUGAUUAUAGUGCUUAUAAUUACUAUUUUCACCAGGCUAAAAAUGAUGUCCUGGAUAACAAAGUACCUGAAUUUAAUUAUGAGAAAUGUCGUAGGGAGUUGUUGGGGCUGGGAACUAUUGAUAUGUACAGAGUAAUGUUGGAAAAAGGUUUACCAAGAGAGACAGUGGAGCGUGAUUAUAAGAAAUAUGUGCCUAAGGAAUUACUUAAAAAACAUUCAUUUUUUAUUAAGAGACCCAUUCAUGAUAUAUUGGUGAAGUUUGAGCAAGUCAAGAGAAGUGAUUUAAAUGCUGACUUUUUUAAAUCUCAGUACAUUUACCAAUUUGAAGAGAAAGCUCCAGAAUACUUAGCGGAAUUUUACAAGGCGCAGCUCGAUCCCGAGAAACGUUCCAUAAAUAUUGUUUUGAAAAUUGUUGCACCCCAUUUAAAGGAUGGAGGGAUCAAGUACUACAACGAGGAUGAUUCCAAAAAAGAGCAAUGGACUGAUCUAUGUACUAUUGAAGAUCUCGGUUUUAUCUCGAUAGGGCAAGCAGGAGAACUGCAAAUCAGUAGAAAAACCGGUAUUGUUAUCAAUAUUAAAUUUAGCUCCCGUGAUGUUCUUUGGUCGUUUGUCACUCUACUUGAUGGAUAUUAUAGACUGAGUUGCCGUUGGACUUUCAACUUGUGCAAAGAGUUGGAAACUAAGUCCUUAAGGCAGUUGCUUGAAAUGAAGUGCCAUGGUCCUGUGGGAGGGGAGUUUUCAUAUGCUAAACUGGAAGCGAAAACUAACAACAGACUUGGAUGUUUUAUCAUCCGAGAAAGCGAGACAAGCUACACUACCUACUAUAUUGACGCUUGUGUUAAAGACGGAGCCAAGCCUAAGACGUUUAAACUGGAAAAAAUUGCUGAAAACGCAUAUAUUUUCCAUGACGAUUUGAAACGGUAUUCAUCCAUACAAGAGCUUGUCGCAGAUCAUAGGAAAAGUGAAAUUUAUCUUAACGAAUGUAUUCCGCCUUCUGAAUUUGAUGUUUCACCUUUACUGUUAUGCAGAAAUGAAAUUAUUGUCGGGGACACUCUGACGGACAUUGAAACUUUGCCAGUAUUGAAUCAACCCACAUUUAUUAAUAUUAAAGACUUGCAAUUUUACAAAGGGCAGAGAAAGGAUGGUUCAAGAAAAUUGACUUUUCUACACAGAGGAAUGUGGCGAGUCGAAAAGGGCAAGAAAGUCGAAGUAGCUUUGAAGUUUUACGAGGAGUCCCAAGGCAAACAUAGCACGGAGUUUCUUACGUUAGCCAGCCAGUGGGCAUUUUUAAGAUCUCCAGAUUUAGUAAGACUUUUCGGAAUCGCAUUGAAACCCAUGGCUAUGGCGAUGGAAUACUUUAAUUUGGGACCAUUAGAUCAAUAUCUUCGAGAUAACCGGGGUAUAAUGAAGCCGGAAGAUUUGCUUGAGGCUGCCGGAUGUUUGGCUAAAGCUUUAUGGGAUAUUGUAAGUAAUGAACAAAAUGGUAUAAUUCAUGGGCGCAUACGAUGUCGGAAACUGUUAGUCUACUGCCAUGACGAAAACCGUUUUAGGGUCAAACUUAGCGACCCCGGAAUUCAUACGAAAUAUAAAGAAUCUGAGAUCCAUUGGCUACCACCAGAAUGUUACAAGACAUUCGAUAAAAAAAGUACUGCCGCAGACGUAUGGGCGACUGCGACCACUUUUUAUGAAAUUUUUAAAUUUGGAGAGUUGUUUCCGGUUACUGAUAUGCAAAUGACGAUGAAGUGGUACCUAAAGGGAAAUCGGCUGCCGAAACCCAAAUCGUGUCCGGAAGUGAUCUACAAUGUGAUGAUGGAAUGCUGGGAAGCGGAUAUACAAAAAAGAAAACAACCGCAGCAACUUUGUCGAGAUGUGACUCAGAUUUUGUUUCGCGUAUACAACAAUAGAAAAAAGCACUGGUAUGCUAUACCCGAUCAUCCACGGUCUGAAACAGCCAUGUCUACGCAAAGUUUAGUAUCAACUAAGACUGCAAUCACGGAUAUUUCAGAUACCGCUGAUAUAUCCGAAUCCACAGAUCUCACACAAUUAAUUUCACAGAGCGAGAAUAGUUCUAGUCAAAUGCGGAGAAGUUCAUCAGACGAUUCGCUUAUUUAUUUAGACUCAGAUUCAUCUAAUUCAACUUCUCCGCCAACCUCUUCAACGUUCGAAUGCUCAUCAUUUUUUGGGGAGACAAGUUCUAUGCAAAGAAUAAUCGCAAUUAAUGACGAUAUCAAUGUAACAUUAAUUGGUAUAAUUGGGCGAGGAUAUUAUGGAAAAGUCUUUAAAGGUUAUUGGGAUAAUAGGCAAGACCACACUAGAAAAAUCGUGGCGGUAAAAGAAUUAAAUAAUUCCACUACAACCAACUUCCCGGAAGAGCAGGCUGCAGCUUUUAGCGACUUUGAACGUGAAAUAAAUAUCAUGCAGUCAUUGUCUCAUCCAAACAUUGUAAAAAUUCUGGCAGUUCAAAGGGAGCCGGAACUGCAUCUGAUCAUGGAGUACAUUGAACACAAGUCCCUGCUGGACUACAUUAAUAUCACGCGGAAUGAAAUUACCGAAAAACAACUGUUGAAAUAUGCCUUGGAUAUUGCGAUGGGUAUGAACUACCUCGGCUUACAGAAUAUAGUGCAUAGGGACCUUGCGAUCCGAAACGUUUUAGUUGUGGACGAAACUACCGUAAAAAUUUCAGAUUUUGGACUGGCACAAUGCCUCCCCAGAGGGUGCGACUACUACUAUAUACAAAAUCCCAAUAAAGGAUUACCUAUAAAAUGGCAUGCACCUGAAAGUUUGGAACAUGGAAAGUUCUCUGUUAAAUCGGACGUUUGGUCUUACGGAGUAACGCUAUAUGAAAUGUUUUCUCUUGGAGAGGAGCCACCGUUUUUGGGGAGUCUGGAUGCGCCCGAAGCACAACGGCAACAAAAAUUGCUGGAGUCCCUUAAAGAUGGAAUCAGAUACCAGUGCCCGAAAUCCUGUCCCCAAGCGAUUUAUGUACUGCUGAUGAUUCCAUGCUGGCAACUUAACCCGGACAAAAGGCCAAAGUUUUUGCAACUUGCCGCAACUAUAACGGAACGUUUAAAUCAACUGUAAAGAAUUUUAACGCAUCGAAAAAAAUUGGGUAUGAAUAUUUACACUACCUCAGGAUACUAAUUUUUUUUAGAGGUUUAAAACCUCUAUCACAAUAGUUUGUAUGAAUAUUUCGUGUUUGCAUUAUCGGUUUAUUCAUAUGUUGAUUUUAUAUCGGUCUGUUAUUUAUUUUUUGAUUGACCCUCAAUUUGUUGUACAGGGUGCUUGUAUACAUGCUGAUCUCGUAAAUUACCGGAGAUAAAAUAUAGUUAUAUGGUAGCAAAUUGUUCUCAAAAAGUCGAAGAUUGUACAAAAUUAUUUAUUUUUUGCUCGAUUUAAGAGAUUUUAAAAUUACACUGUGGUACUGAUGAUAGUCAAGUCAGUAAGUUAAAAAAGGUUCAAAAUAGAUGAAGACUAUAGGGGAAGAACGAUCUAAGUCACAUUUUUAUAUUUUUGAGAAAAACGAAUUUGAAAGUUUGAAGACUUCCAUGCAAAACAAUAAAAAAUAAAUCGUUUUGUACUAUUUUUUUAUUAGAAGUCAUUAACAUGGGCAAUACUUAGGGACUACUAAAAAUAAAAAAAAUAAACAGAAUUUUGAAAAAAAAAAUUGAAGAUUCCUCUCUUCGGUGUACCGAGAAACGAUCCAAGUCCACAAGAAUUAGGUUUGAACGCCGCUAUAACAAGAAUACAACAUUACUAAGGACCUUAAUAUUUGACCGUUGUAGCUUACCUUCAUUCCGAAAUAGCGCGUCAUGUUUUGCACGGACAUUAUAAUAGACAUUGGUAUUGAUAGUUACUUUUGCUGAAAAAAGAAAUGACCUUAUUAUUAGUAGAAAAUGUAAUUUCAUCGCUGUCACUUACCAUAUCUGCAUCAUCUACAGUCCUAUUAUUAGUAUGAUGAGGCAAAUUAGUGUAGUCGAAUUGUGACGUUUCAUCUACAAACUUCUUAAGUUCCUGCAGUUGGUCGUACUUCAACUUGGGAAUAGGAAUAAGGCCAUUGCAGUGGCGGCUCGUGGUAAAAAUUUUAGGGUGUUCUGCAAUUAUUAUUAGCAAAAAAAAAACUGAAUUAUUUUUAUACUCGUAUAUUACUUAUAUUUCACCUACUACCUAUUUUUUAUAAAUUAAGUCUAUUCUUCAUUCUUUCCUGUUGGCAAACUUUGUUAUAACUUUUUUAUUAAAAUUGUUAAUUUUAGAGAUAAACUUUUUUUCAAUAGAUAGCAUGGAAAGUGCUGUUAAACGAUCUUCGGUCAUUGAAUUUCUAAGAAAUGUUUUGACUCUUUUUAAUGUUGAAAAACAUCUCUCCGCCUCUGAUGUCGUCAUGGGAGUAGUUACCACAAUUUCUAAUAAUUUUUUUGUCUCCUUCAACGUAUCUCCUAGAUUGUUGGUUACUAAAAAUUUUAGAAGAGGUAAUGCGCCAUUUAAUGCCCUGCAAUCAUUUCUUGAAUAUAGAACAGAUAGUUCAGUUCGUAAACGUUCUUUAUCAAGCAUGGGAUAAAAGGUACAUACGGAAGUGAGCUUAUCUUCAGGAAAUUUGCCACAAUAUUCUCCAAAGCAUUCGGAAAAGAAAAGUGAUGCAACUACUAGAUGUUCUUUAAAUUGAAAUCUAUCUUUUGCGCAAUUUAUAAUAAUAUCACAAACUUCUAAAGCAGAAAUCCGGUGAUCAAAUUGGUUGUUAUUUGGGCGUUUUCGUUUGUUUUCUGGUGGCUCAUCGCUAAUUAUAUUUGUUGCCUCACUAAUAAUGUUAUCAAUAUUAUUUCGAACUUGAAUGAUUCUGCGUUCAAAAUUUUCAACAGCGUUUCUUACUAGAGUAGGUUCGAUUUUUCUUUGUUGUAAUUGAUUGAAUGGAUAUCUACGUGGGGCAUUACAUGAUGAAAAAAAGUCAGUCAAAAAUUAAAAAUAGGAUCAUUCAUUGCACGCCAAAUAGAAGCGGCCGCACUACAAACUGUGUUAUUGGAAAAUUGAUCUUCUAUUUCAUGCAUACAAUCAAUGAGAGAGGCUCUAUUUUCAUACACAACAUUAAUGGUUCGUAUAUUAAAAUUCCAUCGGGUGUUAGAGCCAUGAGGGAUUCUUUUGUUUACAAUUUUAUUCAAUACUUCUACUCGUUGUGGUGGAUUAUUAAAAAAUCCCGAAAUGUCUUGUAAAUUUCCAAAAAAUACACGUACUUGCCUAUUUGCAGAAGCAGCUUUAGACAUAAUCAAGUUUAACUGGUGGGCAUAGCAGUGUACAUAGUGAGCAAAAGGAUACUUUUUUUUUAUUAAUGCUUGAACGCCUGCAGUGUGGCCACUCAUCACUGCUGCUCCAUCGUAGCUUUGGGCAAUCAGUUUGUUGGGUGAAUUUGAAAUUAAAGGCUCGAUAAAAGUUAGAAUUGCUUUACUAAGUGUUUCUGCAUCACAUUUUUCAGGAAUUAAGUAGUUCUAAAAUCGUUCAAUUGGUUCACCAUCGCAAACAUAUCUAAAAAUAACAACCAUUUGAGACUUUGCAGCAACGUCCGCUGUUUCAUCCGCCAUGAUUGCCAAAAAUGGCGAAUUAAUUAUUUGUUCAUGACAUGACAUGAUUAAUUUCUUCAAUUAUUUGUUCAUGACAGACUUCAAGCAUACACUGUAAUAAAUCAUUCUGUAUUUCUUUGGAGGUGCCUUUAAAUAUGGAAGAAUUCUUUAGAUGAUCACUUAGAGUUUGUCUAAUUCAGCAGAAAAGUUGAUCAACCCACGAAAUAUCCCCGGAUUCUCAGAAAUAUCACUUUCGUCAUGUCUCCGAAGAGCCAGUUCAAAUGCUCCACAAAAUUUAAUACAAUUUAUAAUUUUUGAUAAAAUGUAUCUAUUUUUUGAGACAUUUUCAUUAUGUUUUUGUAUAUUUAACCAAUACGCAGAAUUUAAUUGUGUCAUUAUAUUAGUUGAUCCUAAUAACCUCAAUUCCAUACAAUUAUGAAGAUGGCUUUUAGAGUUUUCAUGCCAUUUUAUUUUCAAACUCAAAUGUUCUAGAUCGGUGAUCCCUAUUUCCGUCCAAGCUUUAUCGCCACCAAAAAAGUAGGCAGGGAAAACAGUAUAAAGAAUUCUUUUUGUUAAAGCCACAAAUCCAUUCAUUUUUUAAAUAAAUGUCUUUAUUAAAUUUACGCGUAUAACUUUUUCCUCUACUUACACCAGCUUUUUUAAUAAUAAUGUCUGGCAAUGGUCUACCUUUUGCUUUUAACUCAAGUUUUUCUUCAUAAGAAUGUUGAGAAAAUAUCUUCACAUUAAUUAAAUUAAACACCACUUCCAUAGU
This is a messenger RNA of Anthonomus grandis grandis, 6820 nucleotides long. Its product is annotated as tyrosine-protein kinase hopscotch-like. The transcript has 18 exons. Gene Ontology annotation, biological process: cytokine-mediated signaling pathway; intracellular signal transduction; hemopoiesis. Gene Ontology annotation, cellular component: membrane; cytosol; cytoskeleton. Bases 221 to 3586 code for a protein of 1121 amino acids. NCBI's taxonomy places the organism in Eukaryota, Metazoa, Arthropoda, Insecta, Coleoptera, Curculionidae. The record is from RefSeq and is a predicted model, not a curated record. Gene Ontology annotation, molecular function: cytokine receptor binding; non-membrane spanning protein tyrosine kinase activity; ATP binding.